AUGAUUGGGUUAUUCAAAGCUAAGGAAAAGCAAAAAGAAGACGCCAAAAAUACCAAAAGAGGAGCUUCUGUCAAUAAGCAAUCCGCUGGUGAACUUCGUCUUCACAAAGAUAUCUCAGAGCUGAAUCUGGCAAAGACUUGCACGACACAUUUUCCGAAUGGAAAGAAUGAUUUGAUGAACUUUGAAGUUAACAUUAAACCGGACGAAGGAUAUUACAUAGGUGGGAAGUUCGUUUUCACAUUCCAAGUCUCUCCUGUGUAUCCACAUGAAGCUCCAAAGGUUAAAUGCAAGACCAAGGUGUAUCAUCCGAACAUUGAUUUAGAAGGAAAUGUGUGUCUGAACAUCUUGCGUGAAGACUGGAAACCGGUUCUCAACAUUAACACAAUCAUCUACGGUCUUUUCCAUCUCUUCACGGAACCCAAUCACGAGGAUCCUCUGAACCACGACGCAGCAGCGGUUUUAAGGGAUAACCCGAAGCUGUUCGAGGCUAAUGUUAAGAAGGCUAUGUAUGGUGGUCGUGUUGGCGAAACCACAUUCCCUCGUUGCAUGUAA
Molecule: messenger RNA, 552 nt
Organism: Thlaspi arvense
Lineage: Eukaryota; Viridiplantae; Streptophyta; Magnoliopsida; Brassicales; Brassicaceae
Source: the annotation of a GenBank genome assembly